This is a messenger RNA of Talaromyces marneffei, 3150 nucleotides long. RefSeq lists its product as uncharacterized. The transcript has a single exon. Gene Ontology annotation, biological process: carbohydrate metabolic process. The record is from RefSeq and is a predicted model, not a curated record. Gene Ontology annotation, molecular function: hydrolase activity, hydrolyzing O-glycosyl compounds. Bases 1 to 3150 code for a protein of 1049 amino acids. NCBI's taxonomy places the organism in Eukaryota, Fungi, Ascomycota, Eurotiomycetes, Eurotiales, Trichocomaceae.
AUGUUUCCUUCAGCAUGGCGAGGUCUCCUAUUCGCUUUCCUCGUGGUGCUAAAGACUGCUCAAGGUGCUACGAUCACUACUAAUGUGGAGGAUUGUGGCUGCGGAUUCUACGAUGAAAAUGCAGAUCUAUAUUUCACAGACUCAACAAUCGUCUAUUUCAAUGAAUCCAGCUCAAUUCCUUCAGAUUUCGUGGUUGAAGAAUUCGAACAUCGCUAUGACCGCGGUUGGAAUAAUAUGUACCGCAUGGGUGCGGCAGUGGACAAUGUCCAAAUCACCCGAGAUGUCACUGCUAAAAACCUCACAAGCUUGGAACUUUCUUGCCAUCCACCGGAGAAAGAGCAUCUUGUUGUUGGUUCGAGUAUACGUACUUCGCGCCAGGACAUCUUUUUCGGCUCCUUCCGCACCACUCUUCGACCUGCACGACAAUGGAGUCUAGGUUCUGUGAUCUCCAUGAAUCUAGUUCAUAAUCAGACCGAGAGCUGGCAGAUAGAUGUCAUGAACACCGACAACCGCAAUCAGUCUUGGGUCGAUAUGCUCAUGCGCGGGCAAUUUGCCAACACGUGGCUCGGCAGGAAUUUCACCAAUCUCACUGCAGAAGGCUUGAAUCCAUGGAUGUAUACCGAGUACCGUGUUGACUGGACUCGUGAUUCGAUCAACUAUUACAUUGGUGAUGUACUGAGAACGAGCUACAAUACUUCUGUCAAUUCCAGCAUACCAUCGACACCGGCACCGUUGAAGUUUCAGCAUUGGUCUACAGGAAACAAGUACACUUCCCAGGGUCCACCCAUUUCUACAAACCUGGCAAAUAUUGGGUAUACCAGGCUGUUCUUUAACUCUUCUACUUGGAACGAGACCACACGCACUGCUUAUGACCAGAGAUGCUCUACACAAAAAGCCUGCAACAUGAAUGAUCUAUCCUUGCGCGGGUCCUCACAUUUUGAGCCUGAAAGCUUAGAUCCUUGGAAACAGUAUCAGCCUCCGUACAGAAUCAGAUGGGCACCACUCAUUAUCGAUAUCGUUUUUGCCGCCGUCUUUUUGGUUCUUACUGGCAAAACUCUCUGGCGACGGUUCACCUGGCAUAAAUUGAUGAUCUUCCUGGGUGUUCAUGAACGAGAUCCUCCCAAGCCUAGAUCCUUUGAUGCACCACCUCCCUCAACUGCAUCUAUGGACCGAGACUCACAAACCAACCGUGACUCUGCCGAUACUGGAAGUAAUUCACCGGUAUCUCACAAUAAUGAGCACCCUAAUAUCCAUCGAAAUGAGUCGUUCAACACGUUGCCUCCAUACAAGGGCAGUCAGACUCCUCUUCCUCAAUAUCAAAGUCCCGCUGUCUCUCGUCGACCUUCAUUAUCAAACAUGGCUGGAAACUCCUUUGCUUAUCCGGUUAGCAUAAAUGGUACUAUUCAAGUUGAAUCGUCUCGAGUAACAUCUCGUGCUGCUUCCCGGGCACCUUCUCUGCACACCGGUUCUAUAGUGGACUAUUCUACCACUCCAGGCCAGGAGGUACAGGCAACCGGCGUUACGAAAGUUGAAGACAAUUCUGAGAAGAAUAAAGAAGUCGUCAAGACCGAGGCUGUUCCUGUCGCGAAAGAUGAACAGACAAAACCCGGCGAAGCCGGUAAAGAUGGCAAACCCGCGGCUGGUGCUGCUGCAGCUUCUGCAAAGCCACCCCGUGUCGACUACCUAGCAGGUUUUAUCUCUAUCAGUGCCCUUCUAGUGACGGUCAAUCACUUUGGUUUGACCUACUUCGGUGCUGUCAUUAUGCCCGGAAACUCUCCCCAUUAUCAAAGUGAGACCAUUGCCCGAAAGACGUUUGCCACCUACUUCCUUGACCCGCUCUGGAUUGGACCUUUCUUGAUGAUUUCGACUCGGUUCUUGUCAUCAAACUAUAUCCGUACCGGAAAGCUAGACAAUAUGGCUCAGAAAAUUGUUGCACGACCUUUCCGUCUAUUGACACCUGUUGCUUCCAUUGCGUUUUUGGAAUACUUCCUUAUGGAUGCUGGUGCGCUCAACUGGCUUGAAUAUCUCCCUUCCGUUACUUGGUCAGACUGGCCUUUUACAGCUAUUACUCUAAACCCGGGCACUUUCAUCUCGGAAAUCAUUCAGCUCGCUUUCCUGAUUCCGAACGCAGCUCCCAUGAUUACAACCAACUACAGCACUGGUGUACUAUGGACAAUUCCCGUACAGCUGCAGGGUGCAUGGCAAACUUUGCUUGGUCUAAUCAUGAUCCGACAGAUUAAGACACCCUGGAAGAGAUUUUCCUUUUAUUUUUUCUGCACAAUCAUGCACUGGUACGCUCUCUCAUGGGGCAGUUAUUACUACGUCGGUAUCCUCCUCGCGGAUCUAGACCUCACCUACAAAUACAAACAGAAAUGGCUCUACCCCAGACCAUGGUUAUAUUGGCCCGUUCUCAUUCUCAUGGCCUGUACAGCAAUUGGAGCUUUCAGUAUCGAUCUCGUUACACAGCAUAACGGAAUCAAUUACGCACAAAUCGAAUACGGAUGGCACCCAGACCCAAAGACAGGUAACAGUUUGGCCCAGGAAAACUCGGCCCCAUAUCCGGACUACUUUAUCCCUCGUCUGAACGCGUUUUUGGCGACGAUUACCAUGCAGGGCGUCGUCGAGAUUUCGCCAACAUUGCAAAAGAUGCUUUCUGUCAAAGUGUUGCAGUGGCUGUUCCCUCACAUUUUCAGUAUUUACCUGAUUCACGGUUUUGUUAUGUGGUCUGUUGGCUCAUGGGCUAUGAUUUCCAUGUUCUCACAUGGUUAUCCGUACUGGCUUUGUACAUUGGUUACUGCAAUUGUCUGCUAUGGCACCCUCUUCGCAGUGCUGCCCAUACUCACUCCACCUAUUGAAGCGCUCGGUAAGGGUUUCACUCAGAGACUAUGGCAGUUCGCUAGCUCAGAACCAGUUGAGCGAAAGCCGACUACUUAUCCAUUUGGAGAGGAGUUUUUGACUACGCGUGACCAGCUUGAGAAUUCUUCUAAGCCUGGAAGUUUGAAUGGCGUGUCGCCUUCGCCUGCUCCUUCGUCUUCAGGGGGUGUUACUGUUGUAAAUGAGAAAGACGUUAGUGGGAAGGGGAAGGAGGUUGACUUGACCGUGAGGGAGCUCAAGAAUGGGCGGAUCAUGGAACAUGUCAAUGAGUUUUAG